Molecule: messenger RNA, 1873 nt
Organism: Pseudopodoces humilis (Tibetan ground-tit)
Lineage: Eukaryota; Metazoa; Chordata; Aves; Passeriformes; Paridae
Source: RefSeq, a predicted model, not a curated record
CACAUGGAUCAGAAGGAGGAACGGUGGUUCUCCCACCUCCGCGCCCACCGGGGGAAGUCUGAGACAGUGCUGAGCAGCACUUGUGCAGACUGAUCCCCAGCAGUGACCACAAUGCCAUCAGCCCUGGAGAGCCCCGAGGCGGGAGAGGAAGACAUCCUGCACUAUGAUGAAGUGGAAGAUGACUCUGUCAGAAGAUACCACCAAGGCCCCCAUGCUCUUUAGCCUGCCCUGGGCUAAAGCUGUAGUUGCUCCCCAUAUGCUCAAGGCUUCCUUGUAUAGUGUUGUUGGGCUCACGUGGAUGAGAAGGAGAAGUCACGGUGCAGGGAUCAGAGGGUCCUUGGCAGUUGCUUCAGCAUCCUGGGCCAGAGCCCCUGCCCCAUGGACCUUUCAGAGCUGCUGAAGGAGGGGACGAAGGAAUCGCAUGACCGUGCAGAGAACACUCAGUUUGUCAAGGACUUCCUGAAGGGGCGCAUCAAGAAGGAGCUCUUCAAGCUGGCCACCGUGGCCCUUUACUUCACCUACUCUGCUCUGGAAGAGGAGAUGGAUCGUAACAAGGACAACCCAGUCUUUGCUCCUCUGUACUUCCCCGUAGAGCUUCACCGGAGAGAAGCUUUGGCCAAAGACCUCAAAUAUUUCUAUGGGGAAGACUGGAAAGAAAAGAUCCAGUGUUCAGAGGCAACUCAGCAAUAUGUGGACAGAAUCCAUCAUGUGGGACAACACGAGCCAGAGCUGCUGGUGGCUCAUGCUUACACACGCUACAUGGGGGACCUCUCAGGUGGCCAGGUGCUGAAGAAGGUAGCCCAGAGGGCCCUGAAGUUGCCCAGUACUGAGGAAGGGAUCCAGUUCUAUGUGUUUGACAGCAUUUCCAACGCACAGCAGUUCAAGCAGCUUUACAGAGCAAGAAUGAAUGCUCUAGACUUGGACAAGAACACCAAGGAAAGGAUCGUGGAAGAGGCCAACAAAGCCUUCAGAUUUAACAUGCAGGUGUUUGAUGAGCUGGACAAGAUCGGCAGGUCGCUGGCAGAAGAAGCCCAAGAUGGAGGCUUUCCAGUCCACGAUGGAAAAGGAGACAUCCGCAAAUGCCCUUACUAUGCAGACAAACUGGGCAUGGCAAGCCCCAGCUGCCCCUUCCACGCUGCUGUGGGCCUGGCCAGGCAGCCCCUGGUGCAGCUGGUGCUGGCAGCCUGCAUGGCUGUGGCAGCAGGAGCUGCAGCCUGGUACAUCCUGUGACAGACACAGUGUGUCUCUGCUUGGGGGCAAGGGGGGACAUGUGCCCUGCCCUGUUUCCGACCUUUCCCUUGAUGGUGGUGAGUUGGCUGCAGAGUGGGAGUAAGGAAAUAAACAGGAAUCCUGUGGGACUGUCCAAACCUCCUCGCACACCGCUGUAACACGAGGUCUUUAGCUGACCAGUGUACAGGACUGGUUGGUGCCAGGGGGUGAGGACUCCACUGCAGCACUGCCCUGCCCAGGCUGGGGCAGCUUUUAAGGCUAGAGAUGUCCUGUCCUGUCCCGGCAAAGGCUUCACAUGCUUGGCUUUUCAUCUUCAUCACUGAAGCAGUGUGUGGAGGAAGUUUCCUGCCCUGGGUUGCAUCUGCAGAAUGUCAUCAGCCUUUCAAAUGACAAGCACUUGCUUUCCUGCCCUGAGGAGCUGAGGCUGUGCCAUGGGGCCGUUAGCUCCAAGGAGUGUCCUCUCUGGUGCAAUGUCCUAGGACCCAAGUCUGAGUCAUGUUGGAGGGAGCUCCCUGGGGAUGGGGGCAGGACCAUGGUGGGGUAUGGAGGUGACAGAUGUGUAUUGUGCAACUUUGGGGUUGAGGGUUGGUUGUUGGUUAUUUUUCCUGAAGCCUUGACUGGAAUAAAAAGUUGCAAUGCUGUA